This is a messenger RNA of Penicillium canariense, 2736 nucleotides long. RefSeq lists its product as uncharacterized. Gene Ontology annotation, molecular function: catalytic activity. The record is from RefSeq and is a predicted model, not a curated record. Lineage: Eukaryota; Fungi; Ascomycota; Eurotiomycetes; Eurotiales; Aspergillaceae. The transcript is spliced from 2 exons. Bases 1 to 2736 code for a protein of 911 amino acids. Gene Ontology annotation, biological process: nucleoside metabolic process.
AUGCCUCCAUGGAGAUACGAUGACUACACCGCCGCAUGGAUAUGCGCACUGCCAUUAGAAUUGGCCGCCGCCUGCGCAAUGCUGGAUGAGCGGCACCGCCCCCUUCCCCGCGAGCGGCAUUCACGCGAUAACAACACCUACAUUCUUGGACGAGUCGAGUCACACAACGUGGUGAUUGCCUGUCUACCCUCUGGUAUCACCGGCACCGUUUCCGCGGCAAGAGUGGUCAAUCUGAUGCUCUCCACUUUCAGGCACAUUCAGUUCGGAUUGAUGAUUGGGAUCGGCGGCGGUGCUCCGAGUGAGGUGCAUGAUAUCCGACUGGGAGAUAUUGUCGUCGGAAAACCCACGGGUUUAUUAGGAGGUGUUGUUCAAUACGAUUUCGGCAAGACGGUGCAGCAGGGACGGUUCCAGCGGGGCGGCAUGCUCAAUAAGCCUCCGGAGAUCUUGCUGACGGCGUUGAGCAGCUUAGAAGCCAAGCACUUCAUGAUGGGAAAUGACAUAGAAAGGACGAUUCAGCAGGCGGUCCACAAGUAUCCUGCCAUGAGAGCUUCCUAUACACGCCCCCCCGAACAGUCCGACCGACUGUUUCAGGCACACUAUGAGCACCCAGAGACCCAACCCACCUGUUCUGAUUGUGACGCCGACCAACUGGAACAUCGAACGCCUCGUUCGCGGGGGAUGCAGCAUUCCUACGUUCAUUAUGGACUGAUUGCAUCCGGGGAUCAAGUGGUGCGGCAUGGUGCGAUGAGGGACCAUCUGCGCAAGGAACUGGAUGUCCUUUGCUUUGAAAUGGAAGCAGCCGGUCUGAUCGACAGCUUUCCAUGCCUGGUGAUUCGGGGCAUUAGCGACUAUGCGGAUUCGCAUAAAAAUGAUCUUUGGCAGGGGUAUGCCGCGGCAGCUGCGGCAGCUUACGCCAAAGAACUGAUGCAGGUUAUUCCGACCAGAUAUAUCGACACGACUGGUGCACCUGUCGGCAGCAAUGAAACUGGAUCGGAGGACCAUCGUUUUCAGGUUCACCAGUGGCUUUCACCGGCCAAUGUCCAGGAUGACUUGUCCCAUCACCAACAUGAAUGCAUGGAUGGCAGCUGUCACUGGGCGUUUCAAACCCCGGAGUUGCAGUCUUUUCUGUUGUCGAAGCAGGAGAUGGAAUGUCUCAGGAUCGGCGGAGCACCAGGCAGUGGGAAGUCUACCCUCACUGCCUUCAUCAUCAGUCAUCUGAUCCAGCAUGACUAUCACGUGGUCUACUUUUUCUGCAAAGGGACGGACGAAAGCAAGCAACAGCCUGUCCAUGUGCUCGGCACUCUACUUUCCCAGCUGCUGGCCGCAGAUGGCGGGUCUCACCUCUUCGCGUGGGUCAACGAGUUACGCUUGCAAAGCGGGAAAAAGCACGCGGAAUCAUUUGCAGUCCUCAAAGACGCUUUCCAGUAUGCUUUAAUCAAUGGGUGUACCGAUAAACCGCUCGUGGUCGUGGUCGAUGCUCUGGACGAGUGUCAUGAUGGUUGCCUGCUUGCUUCCGCAUUGAUCACUUCACUGAGCACAUCCAAACGCACCUCCAGGCUUCUCCUCUCCAGUCGUGAAGAGCCUGAUCUGAUCCACGUCGUUAAGUCGUUCCAGGAACGAGGCCAAUCACUGCGCGAGUUGAUCACCCUUCCAUCACGUGUCCGACAGCCCAUUGUGGCGUAUAUCAAAAUGAGAAUUGCCCGCAGUCCACACAUCAAUUCCACCUCUCUCGGACAAGAUGUCUUUGAACAAGUCUCUGCUGCAGCAGAUGGCUCUUGGCUCUACACAAGAUUGAUGCUGGAUGAAAUUGAGCGGUUACCAAGCGCCGCAUCCGUGGCAUGCCAACUACACAACAUCCCUCACGGCCUCAUGCAGCUUUAUCAAACCAUAUUUGUGGCGAUGGGAUCGGCACUGACCCCGCUCGAGCUGCGGCUUGCCCAGCAGCUCUUUCUGUGGGUCGACAUGGCCGACUUUGUUCUCGUGGGAAGAUCCGAACUCGACCAAGAGAUUCUCGAUAUUGUCUUCCAAGCGGAAAAUGCGGGCGAGGAAGUGUUUAAUUCAAUUAGUCUUGCACAGAAACUCUGUUCACCUCUGAUCACCAUCAUGGAGGCCGGACGCGACAAUACCAUCUGGGGAGAAUGCCGCCAACGCCAACUACAAGUCCGCUUCGUUCAUCAUACUGCGGUGCAAUUUGUACGGGAAAGUGCCCCUAGAGAAGAGGAUACGGCACACAGAGCCGUUCCAGCCAUAUUGGAGCCGCAGAUCCUGAAGAACCUCCAUCGGGCCAAUACGGCUAUCUGGUACUUUGAGCACUGCACCAAAUCGGCCACCUUGCUGGACUACCUUCGAUUGAAUGGAUCCGCGUGGAUCCAAGGCGCCUACUUUGAGAUGGCCUACGCCCUAUGGAGCGCAUUCUUUCUCACCACACUGCCGAGCCAUCUUAGCGAUGGCGACUUAGCACGGGCCUCUGUGCUUUGUGAUCGAUUGACCCAUUUCCUGCGCUCGGAGCAGUGCCUAAAGUGGGUUGAAAUGGCCAUUAUCAUCAAUUUCGACGGGGGCUGUUCGUACCUGUUCGGGAAUGCGGUCCGCGCUCUUUCAGCCGCACACAGCUCUUUGGAAGUUACCGAUGGGGAGAGCAGAAGCAAAUUGCUUCCGGCGUUUCAGACAUUUUCGGUGGCGCGAAAAACCUUCUUUGCGGACUACGCCUAUGUCAUCUCUCGCACGGGGCCGGCAUAG